Messenger RNA from Cuscuta epithymum, 513 nucleotides. The record is from the annotation of a GenBank genome assembly. NCBI's taxonomy places the organism in Eukaryota, Viridiplantae, Streptophyta, Magnoliopsida, Solanales, Convolvulaceae.
GUGGAGAAGACCAGGAGUCCGACUCCUCGAGGGAUCUUCUCUUAGGUCACACUUCGGAAAACACCCGUAGUUUCCAACUACCUAGUAUAGCUCGUUGGUUGGCAGGUGGAGAAGACCAGGAGUCUGACUCCUCGAGGGAUCUUCUCUUAGGUCACACUUCAGACAAUGAAAAGCGGACUCCUUUAUCUAUGGUGGAAGAUCUAUGGGAUUUUGACACCAAUCUGGAUAUUUGCAAUAAGGCAUUGCAUGUGACGAGAGAUAACUGUCUGCCUACAAGAGGAAUCAACGUUCACAUCGUAUGAGAACACAGUCUCAAACUCUCACAGAGCGGUGAUGCUUUUCAAUAAGGGCUUAGGGAGAAAGGGUUUCCUUUGAUGGGGAUGGAUUAGGGAGAAAGAGGUUCCUUUGAUAGGGCUUCCAAAUACUUUAUCUGUUUGUUGUUUUCCUUUUAUUUCUUUCCUUUUUUCCUUCUUUUGUCUUUUACUCUUUACUGUCCUCUUUUCUUUAAUAAAU